AUGUCCUCAGAUACUAUUAUUCUCUCGAUAGAUAAGGAAAAUUAUCUCUAUGAUGCCUUCACUCAAUCAUUUUCCAAAAGGCUUUCAGAUGUGCCUUUGUCUAAUGAUGUCUCGCUAAUCGGUACUAAGAAGCCCAGCCAAAAGAUCUUCCAAUAUGGUGACUACGAAGAUUUGAAUUUCGACAAGAUUCGGGACCCUAAUUACUUGAUAUGUGCUUAUGUCUACAGAAAAGCUUUAAUAAGAAAGCACUACCUUAGUCAUAGUAUUCUUCUAUAUACAGUCAAAAAUCCUACCUCCAUUUUGAAGUCCGCAUUCCCAGAAACCUACCAUAUCGAAGUUGAUUACGCGGAAUUUUUGGAUGAUGCCUUGUAUGAAUGUUGUGAAUUAAGAAAUGAGCUUGUUGAUUCUAGCAAUGACAAAAUCUGGAUCUUGAAACCAAGUAUGAGUGACAAAGGUCAAGGUAUCAGAAUUUUCAAAACUAUCGAACAAUUGCAAAGUAUCUUCGAUUCGUUUGAGGAAGAUGAGGAAGAGGAAGAAGAAGAAGAGGAGGAGGAGGAGGAGGUGAUGGUAGUGGAAAAUUCUGUGAGCCACACUGGAAAACCUAAGUCCUUUUCAGAUGGAAUUAUCACUUCUCAAUUAAGACAUUUCAUCAUCCAAAAGUAUCUCGCCAAUCCCCUACUUUUAAAAGCCUAUAAGAAUAAAAAAUUCCACAUAAGAACAUACGUUUUGUGUUCAGGAUCUCUAUCAGUUUACGUGUAUAAAAGAAUGUUGUCUUUGUUUGCUGCUGAACCGUAUAAUGGCUCCGAUAUUGCUAAUAUUGAUGAAGAGAUGGAAAAGUUGAACUUAAACAAGCACUUAACUAAUACCUGCUUGCAAACUUCUGAAGAUGCUGAGUUGAAUAAUAGUGUUGUUGAAUUUGGUGAUUUGGAAGGUUUGACUGAGGAAGAUAAACAACAAAUUCUUGAUCAAAUUUACGAGAUAGUCAAAGAUUUAUUUAAAGCCGCUCUCAACGUCGACAGAUUCAGUUUCCAACCUAUCGAAAAUGCAUUUGAGUUUUAUGGUUUGGACUUUUUGGUUGAUGAUAAAUUGAAUGUCACUCUAUUGGAAGUUAAUGCAUACCCAGACUUCAAGCAGACUGGUGAUGCCUUGAGAUCUUUGGUUUAUGGCUUAAUUGAUGAAGCCGUGAAUGAAAUUGUUUGUCCAUUUUACAACAAGGAGAAAGAAGAAAUUAAAAGCCCAAAUUUAGUUAAAGUUCUAGAGCAAGCCACGAGUGGUUAUUAG
Messenger RNA from Saccharomycopsis crataegensis, 1281 nucleotides. It is a transcript of the gene PBY1, whose product is annotated as putative tubulin tyrosine ligase. Gene Ontology annotation, biological process: protein modification process. Gene Ontology annotation, cellular component: P-body. Bases 1 to 1281 code for a protein of 426 amino acids. The transcript has a single exon. The record is from RefSeq and is a predicted model, not a curated record. Lineage: Eukaryota; Fungi; Ascomycota; Saccharomycetes; Ascoideales; Saccharomycopsidaceae. Gene Ontology annotation, molecular function: ATP binding.